Messenger RNA from Saccharomyces cerevisiae S288C, 264 nucleotides. RefSeq names its product protein transporter TIM9 (gene TIM9). The transcript has a single exon. Bases 1 to 264 code for a protein of 87 amino acids. The record is from RefSeq and is marked reviewed. Lineage: Eukaryota; Fungi; Ascomycota; Saccharomycetes; Saccharomycetales; Saccharomycetaceae. Gene Ontology annotation, biological process: protein insertion into mitochondrial inner membrane. Gene Ontology annotation, cellular component: mitochondrial inner membrane; mitochondrial intermembrane space; intracellular organelle lumen.
AUGGACGCAUUGAACUCCAAAGAACAACAAGAGUUCCAAAAAGUAGUGGAACAAAAGCAAAUGAAGGAUUUCAUGCGUUUGUACUCUAAUCUGGUAGAAAGAUGUUUCACAGACUGUGUCAAUGACUUCACAACAUCAAAGCUAACCAAUAAGGAACAAACAUGCAUCAUGAAGUGCUCAGAAAAGUUCUUGAAGCAUAGCGAACGUGUAGGGCAGCGUUUCCAAGAACAAAACGCUGCCUUGGGACAAGGCUUGGGCCGAUAA